AACACGGAGACACAGCUGAGAGGGAGACGGGCAGAGGCAGGCAACACCUUCCUGCUGCACCACAUAUUUCUACUCCUGACGAUCUUCCUGCCACCUGAGGACAUGAGUGAGGGGCGCGACGGCGAGGAGGACGUGCUGGGGGACUGCUGGAUCACCUCAUGGGAGCAGCAGACGGUGCAGGAGCUUGAAGGAGAGGCAGACCACCAAGAACAUUUACAGGGCGAGGCGGACGCGGCUGCCGAGAAGCUUUGGUCUCUCUUCCAGGCAGCGGCGCAGUGUGUGGCCGUCAUGUACAAAGGUGCAGCCGACAGCCAGCAGUCCAUGUGGGUACCUUUCCAGACAGCGGCCGGCCACAUCACUGCCCUCUACAAAGAUGCAGUGGAGUGUGUGCGGCGGGGCGGAGAGGUGGGCAUGCAGGCCGGCUACCAGAGGAGGACCCGGGAGGUGCUCAACUGGGCCAGGCGCAGGAGGCACUUCCGCCGCGAGGAACUGCUGGCGUUCCUAGCUGGCAAGACACCCCCUCACAGACCCGCACAUAUUAGAGGGUCACCACGCACUCGCAUCUCCCUGGAACGUAUGAGUCCCCGCCUGCCCAGCCCCCACCACCCCCACCACCACAACCACAACCCAGAACCAGACCUCAGUACCUUCAGGGAAGCUCUCGGCAUACCAGGUCAGCCAGCAAUCACCAUGCGGCCCUCAGCUGUGGGGUCACCUGCCCUCUCCUCUCGCCGCCGCAGCUCAGCCCACCUGCCGGAACUCCAGGCCUUCCUGUGCGAUGAGUUUGCCCGCAACAAGAGGCCCGCCCCCUCCUCCUCCCCCACCCACGACGUCACCAUGGACUCGCCUCAGCACAAGCGUUCUCGUUAUACUUAAAAGCCUUGUCUCAGGUUUUUGUUUUUUCUCAUUUUUUUUUUCUUUCUUUUGUAAUUUCCCACCUUUGCUUUGUAUUUUUUACUAUUUUUUUUGUUUUUUUUUUGGCAGGUGUGUGUGUAUGUGUGUGUGUGUGUGUGUGUGUGUGU
Molecule: messenger RNA, 1022 nt
Organism: Scylla paramamosain (green mud crab)
Lineage: Eukaryota; Metazoa; Arthropoda; Malacostraca; Decapoda; Portunidae
Product: HUWE1-associated protein modifying stress responses-like
Exons: 5
Coding region: 103-876 (257 amino acids)
Source: RefSeq, a predicted model, not a curated record